GAUGCUCGGCGGUUAAGCAAUAUAUCGCCAUGUCGCCUUUACCCCGUUUUCGCUACAUAUCUCCUCUGAGAAACAAUUUCAGGAAAGCAAUUACACAGAAUGAAAAUAGAAGAUGCUCGGCGGUUAAGCAACCCUAGUGAUCGCUGUGCGUUCCAGGCCAAAGAACUUUUACGAUGGGUGUUCAAUAAUUUCGCAGUCUUUCAUUGAUUGUCUCACACAUAUUUUACCAGAUGGCAUUGUCUCCUCAUGUAGAAGUAGAAGCUGCCAAAUUUCUUCAGAAGUUGAUACAGGAAUCAACAGAUGAACCUGCCAAAUUGGCAACCAAACUUUUUGUAAUAUGCCACCACAUGAAACUGAGUGGAAAAGAGCAUUCCUUACCUUAUCAAGUAAUAUCCAGGGCUAUGGAGACAGUUCUUGCUCAGCAUGGCCUUGAUCGAAAUGCUCUCAGAUCAUCAAGUCUUGCAUUUGCCAGUGGCUCCCUUUCUGCAGAUGUGAAUUCACAAUCUACAAAGCCUGGGAAUGAAAGCAGAAUGUCAUCGGAUACUGGCAGUGGUGAAUUGCAAAAGGCAAAAGGCAAAGACAUUCAAGAAACUUCAACUCAAGUUGACACAGAUAAUGUGCCCAUACAAAGCAGAAUGGUAACUGGGAAAGCCAAAGAGGCAAUGUCUUCUACUCUCAAGACUGGGCCAUCCACCAGUGUUGUAGGCUCUGCAAGUUGCCAAAUGCUUUCCUCUGAGCAUGGACAAAAGGAUGCAAAGAAGGAUCCUGUCACAGAUCAUAACAGAAGCUCAAACGUCUUGCAAGCAGAUGCUUCUGGUUUUGAAUAUUCUUCUUUACAGAAUUCCAAACUUUUGGAAGCUGAGAAUUCAGCUGCGCAAACUCUUGAGUGUGGUAAGAAAUUAGAUUUGCAGAGGAACGAUUCGAUUAUUUCUGAUGUCCAGGAGAGUGGAAAAUGUUUGGAGGGUUCUAGUAAGAAAGCACCUGCAAAGAGAAAAAGGGCAGCUCCUGGAACCAGUUUGAAGGAUGACCGACCUCGGACAAGACAGCAACAAAAACAAAUGUCUUUUGAGUUUACUGAGGGCAAACAAGAGGCAGUCACAAGAGAUUGCAUCUCAGAUGAAGAAGAAAGGAAGGGUGGUAAAUUUUUUCAACCGCCCUGUUCGUUGUCACAUAAUGAUCAACCACAACUUUCAUCAACAUUUUCUAGAAUUGCUCAGACCCAAGGAUUACCUUCACAAGUGAUAUGUGCAGUUGACAAUAACUUUAGUGACGGAAAUGGUUCUGUUUUAAUGAAGGCAGAUGGGGGGAGCAGUCAAGUUUCACAACUUACAAGUGUAGAUUUUAAUGGGCAUGUUGGAAGGGAUGUAAAGCAGAUGUUUAAGCCAAAAGAACUAUCCAGUGAACCUGACACUUCAAACCAUCUGAUGCCAGGGAAUAAAGAAAUGCCCAUAGAAGAUUUAAAAUUUGAUGGAACUGUUACUGAGUCUGGUGACCAAACUUGUAACGAGCCAUUCAAACCUCCUACAGAGCAGCAGACUGACUUGAGUUGUAUACCUGAACAUUUACAGGCAACAGAUCCUUCAGGGGCACAAGCAAAGGAAAAAAAUUCUUCUGGAGGGUCAUCACUGGUUAAUUUUGGAUGUAAUAUGUCAUGUCAAAAGAUGAUAGAAAUAGAAACCAGUUUGCAGGUUGAGAAUCCUCAGAUGAUACAGCAAAGAAAAAAAUUGUCAUCUGGGAUCAACGAUAAUCAACAAGAGGUGCUUACAAAAGAUUGCAAAUCAGCUGACGAAGAAACAAAAGAUAGUAAGUCUUUUCAACUACCCUGUCUAUCAUCACAGAAUGAUCAAACACAAAUUUCAUCAACAUUUUCUGAAGUUUCUCAUACUCAAGGAUUGCCUCCGCAUGUGACAUGUGCAGUUGAUAUGAACUUUGUUCAUGGAAAGGCAUCCAUCUUAACCAAUGUGGGUAGCGGGAGCAGCCAAAGUUUGCAAAGUAUUUCUUCAAACCAUCUGAAACUGGGAAAUAAGGAAAUUCCCAUGGCAGAUUCAAAAUUUAAUGAAGCUAUAGAUCAAUCUAGUGAAAAAUCUUCUCAUAAUGAGCCACUCAAAGCUCCUGCUGAGCAGCAGAUUGACUUCAGCUGCAUGCCUGAGAAUUUACAGGCAGAGAAUCCUUUGGGGGUGCAAACAAAGAUAGAAAUUACUGCUGGAGGUCCAUCAUUGGCUAGUUUUGGAUGUAAUGUGCCAUGCCAAAAUGUUCCUAGAAUAGAUACAAUGCCACAAAAUGGAAUGCAAGGGCUGCAGGAUAGCUCGCAUGGGCUUCAAAGUUCACAGACACACAAGGAAACUACAGAAAAAAGUUUGGUAGGAGAUCCAUUGUUGACUAGUUCCAAGGAAAAACAAGAUUCUUCUGUUCAUGGGCACAAGCGGCCAUUACAAGAUUCUUCUCAGUCUGCACAGCUUGUUUACAAUACUGGGAUACGGAAUCAGAUCAAAGUGGACAUGGCCUCUCAGAUGUCUUCAGUCACUGAUAUUCCAUCAGGCCCUAGUGUAGUACAUUCAGCGAUUGAUUCUAUUCCCCAAGAACACUGGACAUCACAUGAAAGAGUUGAUCAAGUGUCUGUCUCAUCAGGAAAAGGAGUGGGUUCUGAUAAUGCACGACUUUCACCAGAUUCUUCAGGGAAGCAAGUUGCAAUGCUGCCAAAGCAACAGGCUGAGGAAGCUAGUAAUGAUCAAGUUAAUAUCAAAGAGCAUCAGUACACUGUGGCGCACAACAGUGGGGCUAUGAAGGAAGAAAUAGCACCAAAUCAUGGUGAAGUGGAAUCUUCUUUAGGGGUACCACAUGUUGGUUUAUGUGAGUCAAACCAGUCACUGAAUUUUUUGGGUCCUGACGACCAGAGUGUCCAUGUCAAAUUGAAUAAUGCAAUCCAUGGUGUGUCUAAUUCUUCUGCACUGUUACAAACGAGUCAGCAUGUUCACCAGCCUCCUGGAACAGAGAACAGUAAUUCAACUUCAACUGCAUGCCAGGCAAGACUGACUUCUUCUUAUAAAGUUUCCCCCAGCGAACAAUUUCAACAGAAAAGUAGUCCUCCAAGCAGGGUUGUUUCAGGUGUCAAUUCGCUCUCAAGUGAAUUUAGUUGCAACAAGUCUUUAACUUAUUCCAAAGGUAUGACUGACAAUGAAGCAGCCAAAUUGGAACAUGUGAAAGCACCCAUGCCAGCAACUGACAGAACACUAGAUAAACAUUUAAGUUCAUCCGUUUCUAUGGUCACCCAGAAAAGAAAUGAUGCUGACAUAAGGGUCUCAUCUCCAUUAAUGAAUCAGUGCAGAGUUCCACAGGAAAUUAACAAGCGUACAUCAUCAUUGCAUCAGAUAGGAGCUGCUUCUGCUCAGGAUGGUGUAAUGUUGGAUGCAGAACAAAGAAUGCAAAGAAAUGAAAAGAAUGUCAAUGAUGAGAGAGAAAAUGUUUCGACUGUCAAGUCUAUAUCGACAGGGUUUGUAAAAGAAGUCAAAAAUGAAUCAAGUGUUGCCAUAGAAACUGUGAAGUCUGAUCACUCGUCUUUACAGAAUAAUAUGAAGUAUGGCACUGCAGUUCGAGGGCCUUUUUUCCCUAACUCACCAUUUAAGGAUUAUCAAUUGAAACAACUCAGAGCUCAGUGUCUUGUCUUCCUAGCAUUCAGAAAUAAAAUUCCUCCGAAAACAGCACAUUUGGAAAUUGCGUUGGAUAUCAAUCAGACCAAAAUCAAAGUAGGAACUUCUGAAACCGAAAUUGGAAAAAAAGAAAAGCAUUGGUCAGAUAAGGAAGACUUGUCUGAGGGAAAGGCAGGUGAAGGGCCAUCUAAUGCAGUCCAGGAAAGGAACAUGAUUGAAAGCAAUGACAAUGAAACUGAAAAGUCCCUUACUCCAAAGCUUACCCCAUCAGCUUCAUGCAGUGGAAGUCCAGUGGAAGCAGAAUCUUCUUCAAAAGAAUUGGAAACUACACAGAAAGGGAGACGCAGAAAAUAUCCACGUAUUGAUCCAAAGUUAACAAAAGAAGAGAGGAAACAAAUUAUGGCUGCACGAAGGAAAGCUGAAGCUGUAGAACAAGCACAGGAAAGAGCAAAGUCAAGAAGAAAGCAGUGCAACUCUUCUCAGCUGGAUUCACAAUCUCAGACAAAUUUUGCAGAACCUGAAUCACAAGCUCAAGCAAAGGUUGCAGGACCUGAAUCUCAAGCUCAAGCAAAGGUUGCAGGACCUGAUGCACAAACUCAAGCUAAGGUUGCAGGACUCGAUGUUCAACCUCAAAUAACAAAGCUUGGAGGACCUGAUGCACAGGAUCAAACAACAAAGGUUGCAGAACUUAAUGUACAACCUCAAAUAAAGGUUGCAGAACUUAAUGUACAACCUCAAACAAAGCUUGCUGGACAGGAUGCACAGCCUCAAGCAAAGGUUGGUGGACUGGAUGUGCAACCUCAAUCAACGGUUAGUGGACUGGAUACACAACCUCAAGCAAAGCUUGGUAGACCAGAUACACAACCUCAAGAAAAGGUUUCUGGACUGGAUGUGCAACCCCAAGCAAAAGUCACUGGACCAGAUGCACAACCUCAAGCAAAGGUCGCAUCACUGGAGACACAAUCUCAACCAACAGUUGCAGGACAAGAGACACAAUCUCAAACAAAUGUUGAAAGUGUUUCCUUGGCGAAACAUCAGGAAGAUUCUGCAAAGUUAAUAAGUAGCAAUCUGAGGGCAGCAAAUGAAAACAACAUGGUUACCUCAGUUUUAAGCACAGGAAAGCAGCUUGAGAGGGAAGCUUCUGGUGUGCUUGAAGCUGGAGUAUUGCAUGUAAGUGCCAAAGAUAAGCAAACCAUUCCUGAUGGUAAACAAACACUUGAUAACAAGAAAACUGAAGAUCCAAUAAUGGAUUCUCAGAACAAAGAUGGAAAGAAGCCAGCAAAUGCCACUCAUUUAGUCAGUACACCCAAUCUGGCAGCAGGAUCACAUGUGGAUGGGCCUGUGUCUUCCUCGGGAAGGAUGAUUAGGAUGCCAAAUGGGGAAUUUAUUUCCUUGGAAAGGUUUAUUCAGAUAGCCAAGUCUAUGAAGUUGCCUAUAAUGCACCGAGACAGUGGAGUUUUAACAAAAUCAACGAUGGGUGAAAGCACCACCAUUGGUUCAGAAUCUGUUAGUGCAAAAAGCAUGAAUGAAUCAUAUCCUCAGUUUGCAGGUUCAUUCCCUCAACAUGCAAACAAGCAGGCUAGUUUUGAUGGCCAGAGGAAAACAAGUUCUUCAGUUGCUAUUAACAAUGGAGCUUUCUCUGGUAACUCUAGAUUUCAAAAUGGGAAUCAAAACAUGACUCUUGAUCAAGAAGAAAGAGACAAUUCACCAGAGGAUUCCCAUGCUUUUCUGUCCAAGCCAAACUACACUACUGUAGAGAAGUGGAUUCUUGACCAGCGGAAGAGGAAACAACUUGAAGAACAUAAUUGGGCGCAGAAACAAAGAAAGACAGAAGCGAAGAUUGCAGUUUGCUUUCAUCAUUUAAAGGAGGUUGUCAGCUCUUCAGAGGAUAUUUCUGCUAAAACCAAGAGUGUCAUUGAACUUAAAAAGCUUCAACUGCUUCAAUUGCAGCGGAGAUUGCGCGGGGACUUCUUACAUGAUUUUUUCAAGCCCAUUACAUCUGACAUUGAGAUCUCAAAAACAAUGAAGAAGAAUAGGCCUGGAAGACGCAUGAAGCAGUUAGAAAGACUUGAACUGAAAAUGAAAGAAGAACGCCAAAGGCGAAUUCGUGAAAGGCAGAAAGAAUUCUUCAGUGACAUAGAAGCUCACAAGGAAAAAAUGGAGGACUGGUUUAAAGUUAAGAGAGAACGUUACAGAGGUUUCAAUCGGUAUGUCAAGGAAUUUCAUAAAAGGAAAGACAGAACAUAUCGUGAAAAGGUUGAAAGGAUUCAACGGGAGAAGAUUAACCUGUUAAAGAAUAAUGAUGUGGAAGGCUAUCUUCGGAUGGUUCAGGAUGCCAAAUCUGACCGUGUAAAGCAGCUUUUGAAAGAGACCGAAAAAUACAUUCAUAAACUUGGGCAGAAACUGCAAAAUCAGAAAGUUAUGGUGAGGAGUGAGAUGGAUGAAACUCGAAUAGUUAAUGAAAUCAAUGGAAAUGAGAUUGGUUCUGGGAUCACAGAAGGGAAUGAUCAAGCACAGCAUUAUCUGGAAAGCAAUGAAAAGUAUUAUCUAAUGGCUCACAGUGUGAAAGAGAUUGUCUAUGAGCAGCCAUGCUCAUUGGAAGGUGGAAAACUAAGAGAAUAUCAGAUGAAUGGGUUGAGAUGGCUGGUAUCUUUAUACAAUAAUCAUCUCAAUGGUAUAUUGGCAGAUGAAAUGGGUCUUGGAAAAACAGUUCAGGUAAUUGCAUUAAUAUGCUAUCUAAUGGAGACAAAGAAUGACAGAGGACCUUUUUUGGUCGUAGUGCCAUCCUCUGUAUUGUCUGGUUGGGUUACUGAAAUCAGCUUCUGGGCGCCCAGCAUUUCUAAAAUUGCAUAUAUGGGCUCUCCAGAUGAGCGCCGCCGAUUAUUCAGGGAAAAGAUCUCUCACCAGAAAUUCAACGUGCUCUUGACAACAUAUGAGUACCUGAUGAAUAAGCAUGAUAGGCCAAAAUUGAGUAAAAUUUUGUGGCAUUAUAUCAUUAUUGAUGAAGGACAUCGUAUAAAAAACGCAUCAUGCAAAUUGAAUGCUGAGCUAAAGCAUUACCAAAGCACUCACCGGUUGUUGCUGACUGGAACCCCACUCCAGAAUAAUCUUGAGGAACUCUGGGCUCUUCUGAAUUUCUUGCUCCCCAAUAUUUUCAACUCAUCAGAAGAUUUUUCACAGUGGUUCAGUAAACCUUUUGAAAAUGUGGCAGAAAAUUCUCCAGAUCAGCAGGCACUGUUGACUGAGGAAGAGAAUCUUUUAAUUAUAAAUCGUCUUCAUCAAGUAUUGCGUCCAUUUAUGCUUCGGAGGCUAAAGCACAAGGUUGAGAAUGAGUUGCCGGAGAAGAUUGAGCAUUUGAUAAGAUGUGAGGCAUCUGCAUAUCAGAAGCUUCUCAUGAAAAGAGUUGAAGAUAAUCUUGGAUCUCUUUGUCAUGCCAAGGGUAGAUCAGUACAUAACACAGUAAUGGAGCUUCGAAAUAUUUGCAACCAUCCAUAUCUCAGCCAGUUGCAUGCAGAUGAGGUUCAGAGUAUGCUGCCUCCACAUUAUCUGCCAACAAUAGUCAGACUUUGUGCAAAGCUUGAGAUGCUUGAUCGUAUACUACCUAAGCUUAAAGCAACUAACCAUCGGGUAUUACUUUUUUCUACAAUGACUCGGUUAUUGGAUGUAAUGGAAGAGUACUUGGCAUGGAAAGGUUAUCACUAUCUUCGCCUGGAUGGACAUACUAGUGGAAAUGAUCGAGGAGCUCUUAUUGAGCAGUUCAAUAGACCCGAUUCUGAAGCCUUUUUAUUCUUACUCAGUAUCCGGGCUGGAGGUGUUGGAAUCAAUCUGCAAGCUGCUGAUACAGUUAUUAUAUUCGACACGGACUGGAAUCCACAGGUUGAUCUGCAGGCACAAGCAAGGGCUCAUAGGAUUGGUCAGAAGCGUGAUGUACUAGUAUUGCGUUUGGAAACGGUUCACACUGUAGAGGAACAAGUUAGGGCUUCAGCAGAGCAUAAACUUGGAGUAGCUAAUCAGAGCAUUACUGCUGGAUUCUUUGACAAUAAUACAAGUCCGGAAGACCGGAGAGUGUACUUGGAAGAACUUUUGAGAGGUUCUAAAAAAGAAGAAGAUACCCAUGUGCUGGAUGAUGAAGCACUAAAUUAUCUUUUAGCUCGCAGUGAGUCUGAAAUUGAUGUCUUCGAGGCUGUUGAUAAGACGAGACAUCAAGCUGAACAAGAAGAGUGGUUGAAGUGCAUACAAGGAAAUGGUGUUGAUCAAGGAACGCCCAUGCCUCCUAGGUUGGUUGGGGAAGAAGAGUUGAAGCCUUUUGUUAUGUUAAUGCAGGCAUAUGACAAUGCACAUAAUGGUGGAAGAAAGAGGUCUUCAUCUGCCCUGGAUACUCAACAUUAUGGAAGGGGUAAACGAGCUAGAGAGGUACGCUCGUAUGGCGAUCAAUUAACAGAGGAAGAGUUUGAAAGGCUUUGUCAAGCUGGAGCUCCAGACUCUCCCAAAAACAAUGAUUUGGGGAAAGAUCGUAAAACCAAAAGUGCAGUUAAAUCAGGGCCAACAAUAGUUGUGAAUGAAGCGGUGCCAGUAAAGCGAGGACGAGGUAGACCAAGGAGGGUACCAAUUCCACCUCUUUUACCAAAAGCUUCUGGUAUAUGCAAUACAGAGGGCAGUUCUUUAGGUAUACCAGUGUUAGCUUCUAUUAAUGAAGUCAAUAACCAGUCCAAGAAUUCUUCAGAUACACUAGUUUCAGCUUCUAUUAAUGAAGUCAAUAAUGAGUCCAAGAAUUCUUCAGGUACACCAGUGUCACCUUCUGUCAAUGAAGUCGAUAACCAGGCCAAGAAUUCUUCAGGUACACCAGUGUCAGCUUCUGUUGAUGAAGUCAAUAACGAGUCCAAGAAUUCUUCAGGUACACCAGUGCCAGCUUCUGUUAAUGAAGUCAAUAACGAGACCAAGGAUUCUGCAGGUACACCAGUGUCAGUUACUGUUAGUGAAGUCAAUAGCGAGUCCAAGAAUUCUUCAGGUACACUGGUGUCAGUUUCUGCUAGUGAAGUUGAUAACCAGUCCAAGAAUUCUUUAGGUACACCAGUGUCGGCCUCUGUUAAUGAAAUUAAUAAUCAGCCCAAGAAUUCUUCAGGUGCACCAGUGUCAGAUUCUGUUUUUGAAGUCAAUAAUCAGUCCAAGAAUUCUUCAGGUAUGCCAGUGUCAGCUUCUGUUAAUGAAGUCAAUAAUCAGUCCAAGAAUUCUGAAGUUAUACCAGUGUCAACUUCUGUCAAUGAAGUCAAUAAUCAGUCAAAGAGUUCUUCAGAUAAACCACUGUCAGUAUCUGUUACGGAAAAUGAUGAUAUUCCUACCAUGCCCUCUCAGUCAAAGGCUCAAGGGAUCAACAAUAUUGAAACUGAAGUCAGCUUUGAAACAAAUGUUGAAAAUGCAGCCAUGUUGGCUGAAAAGACUGAAAUUGGCAAUGGAGCUAGGAAAGCUGAUAACCAUGAAAAUAGUGUUAUCGAGAAGGAAAUAGAAAAUUCUAGUUUUGGAGAUUCAGAUGGAAACGAAAAUUUGUUGAUGUGUGAUGUGGCCACAGAGCAUGCACUAGACAAGCAGGAUAAACAAAGAGAAAGUAUCGAGAUUGACAGGAACCAUCAUCAGCAAAGGGAGGAGGGAUCGAUCUUGCUAGCUCCAAAUGAUAUGCAAGAAAUAGGUGGUGCUCAAAGAAAUUCAGAUACAUCUGCUUUGGAUGUUGCAAGGACAGAUCCUGUUUCUGAAAAAGGAAAAGAAGUUGCAGAAUCUCAAGAGGAUACUGCUGGUCGCAUUUUUGAUAAAACAGAAAGUGCAUGUGCAGAAUCAAAUCGUCCAGAAAAUACAGUCUCUUUGCAUGCUGAGAUUGAAACUUGUGCUAGACAGCAAGUAGAAGAACCAGUCACGGAUUUGACACCUGUUGCCAUGGACAUAGAAGUAUCCACUAUAACUGAUGCAAAUAAUGAUUGAUUCAUGUCAUGAAAAGGAUUGAAAAGGAAUCAAAAUCAUUACAUAGCUUAUCGUAUGUCAAUUAAAAGAACACAUCUCCAUCAGAAUUUCAAGAUUUGUUGGGUUAUAUGGAUAAUGACAAGCAAACGCUAACAACUAUUGUUGAGAAAAACAAUGAGAGAAAGCUUGCGGAAAGUAUUUACUGAUGUCAGCUUCUUCACAUAUGAUGUAAAAGAGGAAGCUGAAUCUCAGAAAAAUGUUCUUGCUUGGAUUGACACUUGCAUUCUAUUAUGCACUGUUGUGGCUACAUAUAUCCGGUUGCAGUUAUGCAAGAGCGCCACUCAAAAUUAGACUUUCUAAGAGACAAAACUUCUCAUCACAAAUUUUAUGUAACUUACUUGGUCAUAUUUCUUUGAUCAGGUAAGAAUAAAGACAUUUAAUAGGAUGGAUGAGCAAGUUAUUUGUUGUGUACAGUGGCUUUCUUCAAGAUCUCAUAGGAUUUAGGUUUGGCGCUCAAUGAAAUUUGAAUUUUGUUUGUUGACCUUAUGAUUUUUCCGUUGUGGGAAUUCAAAUUUAUAUAUAAGAUUCCAAUGAGACCGGUAGAUUUUACUGGCCCAAGUACUGGCCAUAGAUCCAUCCUUUCUGGAAGGACGGACACAAUGUUUCUUUAAGAAUCAUUAUCUAAUAGAUAAAUGAGAAAUCUUGAGGAAGUCA
Molecule: messenger RNA, 10310 nt
Organism: Cryptomeria japonica (Japanese cedar)
Lineage: Eukaryota; Viridiplantae; Streptophyta; Pinopsida; Cupressales; Cupressaceae
Exons: 29
Coding region: 231-9617 (3128 amino acids)
Biological process (GO): positive regulation of transcription by RNA polymerase II
Cellular component (GO): nucleus
Molecular function (GO): DNA binding; ATP binding; ATP-dependent chromatin remodeler activity
Source: RefSeq, a predicted model, not a curated record